Momordica charantia (bitter melon) is the source of this 1114-nucleotide messenger RNA. RefSeq names its product nucleolin. The record is from RefSeq and is a predicted model, not a curated record. NCBI's taxonomy places the organism in Eukaryota, Viridiplantae, Streptophyta, Magnoliopsida, Cucurbitales, Cucurbitaceae.
UCAAAGUCGGAUGCCUCGCGGGUUUUGAAGUGCUUUCCCCUCUUAUUUUCAUCCAAAUUUUUGAAAACGCAUUACUUUCCUGUCGUUCUCUUGAGUCACAGAUUCAGAGGAACCGUCAUAUUUCCUCGCAAAAUCCCUUGUUUUCCCCCGAACAGUUUCAGUAGGUAGAAUGUCUUCGGAGGAUCAAAAGCCGAUAAAGAAAUCCAAAGUGGAGCUCGACGAAAUGGAGGACGGAAUGAGCCUCGGCUCCAUUUUCCAAGCCAAAAAGAAGAAACUCUCAAAUGGGGGCUCUAAACCUCUCUCAAAUUUGAAGAAGGAAGAACUGCAGGGAGAAGAUGGAGUGGGAAAAUCUCCGAAAAUGGGUUCUGGGUCUGUCCCAAAGGGCACCAAGGUCAAAAAAGAAGAGCGUUUCAACUCUUCCGAUGAUGAUUACGACGAAACACCUAGCAAAAAGAGCUCUGCGGCAAAACGUGAUAUGGAACCGAAGAAGAAGAAGAAAGUGAAGGAGGAGGAGAAGAGCAAGACAUCCAAGGCGAAGCAGGAGAGCCAGAAAAAAGAGAGAAGGGAGAAGAAGGUAUAUGAUUUGCCUGGUCAGAAGCGAGAUCCCCCUGAAGAGAGAGACCCGCUUAGGAUCUUUUACGAAACUCUCCAUAAGCAACUUCCCCACAGUGAAAUGGCACAGUUCUGGAUGAUGGAGUCUGGUUUGUUAUCCAAAGAAGAAGCAAAGAAAGUUUUUGAAAAGAAGCAGAAGAAGGCACCACUGCAAAAGUUGAGUUCCCCAGUGAAGGCUGUGACUGCUGUAAAGAGCGUCACAAAGACCGCCAUUGUCAAGAAAACUGUCCAAUCCUCACCACUUUCUUCGAAUAAAAAGACAACGGUCGACUCCAAAGUCAUGACAAAACAGUCGAAGAAGCGCAAGUCGAAAGAUGAAAGUUCUGAAGAUGAAUCAGACGACGACUUUAUAAUCAGUCGAAGCGUGAAAAAGAAACCGAGAGCAGCCUAAUUGAUGUGUAAAUGGACAAUCCCUUCUUCAGAAACUUGUUUUAGAUCUCUGAUUAGUUAUACCAAAACAUUGGUUUUAAUGAUAUUGACACUCCUUUGGUCCUUUUUUCUC